GAGCAAGACCCGCGCACUUCGUCCACUCAUCACGUCUCGCACUCUGCAGCCACAAUCGACCACACAGAGGGAUUGUCCAUCGUCGUCUGUUGCGACCCAAGCUGUCUCUUGCGCCGUAGCAUCUCGCACAAAGAGCCUUUUGGGCUCGGACCGCGGCAGCUGAAAGGCAGAACAAAGGGAGGCGCACGUACCGGGCAAAGCGAGCGCGACGAGACCCCGCAAGGGCGAGGUAUCCAUCCCCCUUCCAACAACGACUCCCCCCAUCAGCACACCACACACACCCUAUCCCAGAGGACCCGGUCACUGCGUCGAUCCCCACGAUGGUUCGCUCGGUGACAUUUGAGAUCCGAUGGCAUGACAUGCAGCCAAUCUAUGGCAAUUCGUUCCAGCCAAUCUCGCCGUCUCAUCUGAGGCGCGUGCUCGACCAUAACCAGGCUCAAGCGGCGGGCCUGGAGCCGGGCAAGAUGCUCGCUGAUGCGAUCAGCAAUGCAGAUGCCGGAGGAGCGGGACCUAGCAAGCCAAAGAACGCGCCAUUGCCUCUGAGCGCCCAGGGACAGAGCUGGCGCCUGGCCACGGCCGGCGGCGACAAUCACGCCAGGAUCUGGCUCGUUCAUCCCAAUAUCCCUUCGCCCGCCGCGCUGGCGGCCGCGGCCAAUGGACCUGGCCCUGCGCCCUCGCCAAAUCCCCCCAGGGUCGAAUAUCGCGCGACGCUCAGGCGGCAUUCCGGCGUGGUCAACUGUGCACGCUUCAGCCCCAAUGGCGAGCUCCUAGCCACGACUGGCGAUGAUGGGAUGGUGCUCCUCUGGAUUCCAUCAGAUGCGCCCACAUCUGCGUUCGGCUCGGCCCUGGACGAUGACCUCGACGCAGACUUUGCAAAGGAGCACUGGAGACUUAGGACCAUGGCCAGAGCGUCAUCUUCGGAGGUGUACGAUCUCGCGUGGUCACCCACUGGCGACUCAAUUGUCACGGGCGGAACGGACUUUGUUGCGCGGAUCAUUAAUGCCAACGAUGGCACCGUCAUUCGAGAGAUCUCGGAGCACAACCACUACGUUCAGGGUGUCGCUUGGGAUCCCCUCAGUGAAUACAUUGCGACGCAAAGCAGCGAUCGGUCGGUACAUGUCCAUCAGCUCCACGCUCGUAAUUCGUCUUCGGAGAUUUCUGCUGUGCACACCGUCAGCCGCAACACGAGGUUGGACCUGCACCGGCGGACGGGCAGCGGAAGCGGGCCUUUUGUCUGGGACCCCAGCGCCAAACCGCCCAUGAAGAGGAGAGCGAGCAGCCAUGCUAGUCAUGCCAGUGACAGCGAAAGGGAGAAUCAACCGACCAGCACGACCAGGGCAAAGAGGACAGGAAGAAGCAGCACACCACUUGAUAUCGCCGCUGCCGCUGCUCAUGGUUCUAUGGGCUCUGCUGCCGGUCCGUCCUCUGCUUCUUCGGCUGGAGCAGGAGGUUCAGGCGGCGGAGCUCGAGCAGCUACACCAACGCCUUCGCAUUCUGUCACCCCCAGCCCGGCAGGAGCAUUUGGAAGCGGCGGGAUGAACCCUCCUCAGAAGACGCCAAGCCGACGAUCUAGCUUCAGCGGCUCUCAGGCAGAAGUGCUUUCCCCGCCAACGAGUGCGACUUCGCUGGCCCCAACGGCAUCCAAUCCUCCCAGCGCGAGCGCGAGCGCCACGACGCCUCACAAACAAGUCCCGUCGGAGCCUGUGAUCCCUCAUCCUCCCUCGAGCAGCAGUCGCUCAGCAUCGCGAAAUCGUGCCAUUACGCCACGUUCCCCUUCACCUGCCCCUCCGCUCCCUGCGAUUCGAGCGCCACCCUCACCUAAGCAGCGCAUGGCUGCUGCUCAAGGUGGACAGCUUGCCAAAGUCGGCAUGCGACUCUACGGGGACGAAAACUUCAGCGGCUUUUUCCGUCGUCUAACCUUCAGCCCUGAUGGUGCGCUGCUCGUGACGCCAACCGGGAUCUUUGAAAACUGCACAGUGACGAAUGGAACCGGUGGUAAUGGAAGCAGCAACGGAAGCAGCAACCCGAGUCACAAUCUGUCGAGCAGCCCUACGGUGGCGCACUUUGGGCCCUUGGGCGGCGGUGGGACGCCUCGACGAUCGAGCGACAUUGAGGGCGAUUCAGCGUUGUCGUCAGCUGUCCGAGCUAGCCCAGCAAGAGGUGCAAAGGCGACAGGUUCUCCUUCGCCUUCUCCAACUCCUCAAGCUCAUCACGGUCCUCCUCCUCCGCAUCAUGCUUCUUCAGCAUCGGCUCCCCGAUCUACGGUUUACCUGUACGGACGAGGGAAUCUGCAUCGUUCGAAUGCGCCUAUUGCUCAUCUGCCCGGCCAUAAGACAGCAUCUCUCGUCAUAAAAUUUUCCCCGAUCCUCUACGAGCUUCGAGACGACGGUCGAGGGGUAAGCAGCGAAGAUACAGGCGGGAUCGCGCCCCAUCCGACGGUGCCACUCGAAGUGGGUAAGCAAAAGACGGUCGCUCUCUCUUCGGCAGCGUCAACUGCCGGAGGCAUGGCAUCGUCUUCUGCCGUGCUUGGCAAGACCCCGGAAGAGGAAGGUGGCUCCAAGCGACCGUCUUCGUCGUCGAGUUCGAGCAAAGCGACGCCGGUCAGCAUGAUCGGAUUACCAUACCGAAUGAUCUUCGCGGUUGCGACACACGACAGCGUCUGGAUUUAUGAUACACAGCAGGGCGGGCCGCUGUGCUGCUUCAGCAACAUGCACUAUGCAAGCUUCACCGAUCUGACCUGGAGUCCUGACGGUCAGACACUCAUGAUGUGCUCCACCGAUGGUUACUGCUCCGUCGUCGUCUUUGAUUACGGCGAGCUUGGUGUGCCGUAUCAAUAUGCGAGCCAGCCAAGCCUUCAUCAGCCGCCCGUAUCCGCCAGCGUGUCGUCCAGUGUCGCAGUCUCUUCGCCAAGGUUGGCAAGUAAGGCGGCCGUCGCAAUGGUCUCUUCUGCAUCUGCACCAGGAGCUUCCGCCACCGUGGCACCCUCCUCCAGCGUCAAUGCCCUCGGCUUGGGCAUUUCUGAUUCGACUGACUCGGCCACUUCUACGCUCCCAAAGCUGCACGAGGGAGAUGCGACCUCUUCAUCUGACGACAAGCCGCUUGCGGCUCUCCCCAAAGACGACGACUCGGCGCCCAGCGCGAAGAAGAGGCGGAGAAUCGCUCCGACACUGCAAGGACCCGUCGGUAGUUGAAAGUCAAAGAGUCUCUCUCUCUCUUUCUUUCUCUCUCUCUCCUCUACUCUUCAUUAGCUUUCCCUCUGCAUGCGUGUUUCUAUGUUGUCACCGACGGGUUUUGUUUCUUCGACCGUCUGCUUCUCCUCCUAGUACAUCCAAUUCAUGAUUCGACGUCACUCCAAGCACAUCUUCUAACUUUCCCUUCUUUAAAUUACCUAUAGUUUCCCCUCUCC
Molecule: messenger RNA, 3406 nt
Organism: Acaromyces ingoldii
Lineage: Eukaryota; Fungi; Basidiomycota; Exobasidiomycetes; Exobasidiales; Cryptobasidiaceae
Product: WD40 repeat-like protein
Exons: 5
Coding region: 321-3191 (956 amino acids)
Biological process (GO): nucleosome assembly; DNA replication-dependent chromatin assembly
Cellular component (GO): nucleus; CAF-1 complex
Molecular function (GO): protein binding
Source: RefSeq, a predicted model, not a curated record